UGACGUCAUCAAACGGGAAGUGAGCUCGUUGUUCUCCAUGGUUGCUGCCUGGCUGCGGUGCGGGAGGCUCGCGGACCAAAACAACUCUUCCUCUCCUCUUCUUCCUCCUCGCGGACCAUGGACGGGAAUCAGCGUUCACUUCCUCCGUCAGCUGCUCUGAGAACAUGAGCACCUCCAACCUGUCCACAGUGGAUGGCACUGAUAGGCUGUGUGUUUCUGAGCACGCUCAGUGCAUCCCGUCUCAGGUCCUUCACCUGCAUCAGCUUCCUGUUGACGUCUCUGAACAGGAAGUGCUCGCUCUGGCGCUUCCUUUUGGCCGAGUUAGUAAGCUGAUAACACUGAAGACCAAAAACCAGGCGUUUUUAGAAAUGGCGUCAGAGGAAGCGGCUGUUACCAUGGUGAACUACUACACCUCAGCCCCGCCUACUGUCAGGAACCAGCCAAUCUUCAUUCAGUACUCCACCCACCGUGAGCUCAAGACAGACAAUCUGACCAAUCAGAGAGCAGCACUGCAGGCCAUCAGUGCACCAGCAGUGCAUUCUGGGAACAUGGCGUCAGGUGGAGAGGAGCGGGGCUUAGGGCCUGGUCAGAGUCCCGUCCUGAGAAUCAUCGUAGAGAAUUUAUUUUAUCCGGUUACACUGGAGGUCCUGCAGCAGAUCUUCAGUAAGUUCGGUUCGGUGUUGAAGAUCAUCACAUUCACCAGGAACAAUCAGUUUCAGGCUCUGCUGCAGUUCAGUGACACCGUGCACGCUCAGCACGCCAAGGCUUCACUGGACGGUCAGAACAUCUAUAACGGCUGCUGCACGCUGAGGAUCGACUUCUCCAAACUGAGCGUGCUCAACGUGAAGUACAACAACGACAAGAGUCGUGACUUCACCAGAGCUGACCUCCCAACAGGAGAGCUGGACCCCGCCGCUACCUUCGGUGUAGCUCUCCCUCCGUACGGAGCUGCAGCUUUCCCACCAACUUUCCACCAACACACAGGUCUGUCGAUGGCAGCCGUCCCUGGCUCGUUGGUGUCUCCUCCUCGUGUCUCGCUGCAGGUGGCGCCUCCUGCUGGUCACUCUGUGCUGCUUGUGUCCAACCUGAACCCAGAGAGCGUCUCUCCUCACUGCCUCUUCAUCCUGUUUGGUGUUUACGGGGAUGUUCAGAGAGUGAAGAUCCUCUUCAACAAGAAGGAGAACGCUCUGGUUCAGAUGAGCGACGCCACUCAGGCUCAGCUCGCGAUGAGUCACUUGAACGGGCAGCGUCUCCAUGGUAACGUGAUUCGGGUGAUGCUGUCCAAACACCCAGUGGUGCAGCUGCCUCGUGGGGGGGCGGGGCAAGAAGAGCAGGCGCUGACUCGAGACUUCUCAGGCUCUGCCCUCCACCGCUUUAAGAAACCUGGAUCCAAAAAUUUUAACAAUAUCUUCCCUCCGUCGGCCACGCUGCACCUUUCCAACAUCCCCUCCUCGGUCAGCGAGGACGUGUUGAAGGACCUGUUCUCCUCCACUGGCUUCACGGUCAAAGCCUUCAAGUUUUUCCAGAAGGACAGGAAGAUGGCGCUGAUGCAGCUGGCGUCGGUGGAGGAAGCUAUCGAGGCUCUGAUCGCUCUGCACGACCACCAGCUGGACCACAACCAGCACCUCCGAGUCUCCUUCUCCAAGUCCACUAUCUGACCUUCAAAUCUCCAAGUCCACCACCUGCCCCCCGAGUCUCCAGGUCCACAAUCUGACCUUAGAAUCUCCAAGUCCACCAUCUGACCUUCAAAUCUCCAAGUCCACCAUCUGACCUCUGAGUCUCCCCCCUCCUACUUUUUGACCCGUCUGUAUGACCUUUGACCUUUGGAGCCAAUGAGCUAACCAGACUUAGGGGCUUCUGAUUGGCCCAUGGUGGGAACAAAGGGACCAAUGGGAGAGCCCCAACACCACUAAGCUUUCUGUGCCUACAAACACUCUGACAUCACUGUGAUGGAUGAUGUCACAAUGAGGGGGCGUGGCCAUGGUUACAGAGGUUACAGAGCACAUUCGCAAGCAGACUGAGCUCCCAGUAGCAAUGCUUUGUGGGUAACGGAGUCAAACAAGGCGCUGAUGUGAGUUGAACUUCUUUCUUCUAAAUGUUAAAUUAUCGUCAUGAAAAAAAAACAUUUUUUGUUAAAAAAAACAACUUUCAAAUUAAAACGUGAUGUUUUUUUCUUUAAAUCUCUGAUGAAAAAAAUAUUUAAUAUUUAGUGUCUCUUUAUUUUUUUAUUUAAAGUUACUCAACAUGAAUACAAAUAAAAUCAGUAAAAUAAAGUUAUUUAUUUAGAUUUUUUUUUUUUUUUUACGACAGAAGCAAAUUAUUUUCUCCAGUUUACAAAUCUUUGAGGUUUUUUUUUUUUGUUUGUUUUUAAUUGUUUAUAUUCUGAACUGCCUUUUCAUGAACUCCUGGAAAACAAAUGGUGAAAUUUAAGAAAAGAUCUUUGAAAUGCAAAAACAUUGACUGAUUAACAGCUUUUCGAAUCUUCAGCGACGUGCCUUUCACGCCGGCACUCGAUUCUACCGUCUGAUUAUUUUGGUUCCUGCUGUUGUGGAGUGUUAGCGGGCUGCGAGCUCAACCAACUUCUUCUGUGCCUUAUUUUCCUGCUGGUUUUUGAUUUUUUACCUGGUGUUUGGGUGGAGGUUCAGUGGCGGGUUGUCUUGAUCUCACUUUAGAAUUUUUUGUAAAAUUAAUUUUGUUUGAAAUUAAUUUGUGUUUAAUGUCGUAACGUUGGUAUCUAUGUUUCGGGAAUGUUUUUUUAAUCAUGAAUGUGUUUAUACUGUACAACAUGAAAUGCUUUCGAAGCCCCGCCCACCUGUUGUACCUGCGUGUGUGUAUUUAUACGUGUGUGUACAUACAUAUAUAUAUAUAUAUAUAUAUAUAUAUAUAUAUACAUAUACAUAUUUGUGUGUGUGUGUGUCAGUCGAGCUGUGAUUGGUUGAUCUUCAAAUGUCAGACCUUCUUUUUUUCUAUUAAAAAUAUAUUUAAUUCAAGUCCAGCUCUUGUUUUUGGAAAAUCUUUAGGUUUUAUUUUAAUUUCAUGUUUGGAUUUUUUUGGUGUCGAUGAUUUUCUUUAAACAGGAAACAAGCCACAGAAAAACAGGAAGCUGCCGAUUCCCAGUUUGCCUUCUGACCUUUGACCUUGUGACCAGAGCUGAUUGGGUUCAAUAUGAAAUAUUGUUUUUUUGUGUUUACUUGAAAGUUUUGUUUUGUUUUGUGAUAAAAUGCAACAAAUUAUUUUCAUCUGUUUCAAUUAAACUGUGUUUUUUAAUUUUG
This is a messenger RNA of Epinephelus lanceolatus (giant grouper), 3272 nucleotides long. Its product is annotated as polypyrimidine tract-binding protein 3-like. The record is from RefSeq and is a predicted model, not a curated record. Gene Ontology annotation, cellular component: nucleus. NCBI's taxonomy places the organism in Eukaryota, Metazoa, Chordata, Actinopteri, Perciformes, Serranidae. Gene Ontology annotation, biological process: mRNA processing. Gene Ontology annotation, molecular function: RNA binding.